Molecule: messenger RNA, 6419 nt
Organism: Varanus komodoensis (Komodo dragon)
Lineage: Eukaryota; Metazoa; Chordata; Lepidosauria; Squamata; Varanidae
Gene: TAF1
Product: TATA-box binding protein associated factor 1
Exons: 40
Coding region: 28-5955 (1975 amino acids)
Biological process (GO): transcription by RNA polymerase II; DNA-templated transcription initiation; RNA polymerase II preinitiation complex assembly
Cellular component (GO): transcription factor TFIID complex
Molecular function (GO): TBP-class protein binding; RNA polymerase II general transcription initiation factor binding; RNA polymerase II general transcription initiation factor activity
Source: RefSeq, a predicted model, not a curated record
UCUGGGGCUGUUAGUUCUGAUGGUUGAAUGCUAUCUGCAUCCCAGAAGUGGAGCACACGGAUGGGAGGGAGCUGUCGCAGGCGUGUCCUGCUGUUGGACUUUCAGGAGGUGGCCGGUGGCCACUGCCUGCACAGAAAAGGGACUUUCCAAACAUGUAUUGAAUGCUGGAAGCUGCUUCAUCUAAUCCAGUGUGGUGUGCUGACAGUGAUUCUCAAGGAAUCAAAAAAUCACUUGGCUGGACUUGGGGCCCUGGGGCUGGGCAGCCUCAUUACUGAAAUCACAGCUGCUGAAGAUGAUGCAUCUGAGACAGAUGGAGUCCAACUGGAUGAAGAAGGCUGGGUUAAGAGCACUGAAGAUGCUGUUGAUUAUUCUGACAUUAAUGAGGUGGCCGAAGAUGAGAGUCGCAGGUACCGGCAGGCAAUGGGCAGCCUUCAGCCAAUUCAGAAAGCAGACGAUGACGAUGACGACUAUGAUGCUGACUCUGAGGACAUUGAUUCCAAGCUGAUGCCUCCCCCUCCCCCUCCUCCAGUGCCACUGAAAAAAGAGGAUGAGAAGGAUCCGGGUCCUUCCGGGUCUGAAGAUGGUGGUGGUAUCAUCCUGCCCUCCAUCAUCGCUGCUUCUUCAGAGAAGGCGGAUUCCAGCAGCUCCUCCGAUUCGGAAUCGGAAACCGGGUCCCGGGCCUCCAGGACGUCUGAGUCCAAGGAAGGCCAGCUCACGCUGCCACUGGCGGGCAUCAUGCAGCGCGAUGCCACGAAGCUGUUGCCUGGCGUCACUGAGCUGUUCCCCGAGUUUCGGCCAGGCAAGGUCCUGCGCUUCCUGCGCCUCUUUGGCCCAGGGAAGAACAUCCCAUCCGUCUGGCGCAGUGCCCGCCGGAAGCGCAAAAAGAAGCACCGGGAAUUAGUCCCUGAAGCGCAAAUACAGAAUGGAGAAAGUGUGGCCGAGGUGGGCGUGGAGGGGAAGUCUCCCUGGGAGUAUGAGUAUGCCCCGCCGCCUCCGCCAGAGCAGUGCCUUUCUGAUGAUGAGAUCACCAUGAUGGCACCCGUGGAGUCAAAAUUCUCGCAGUCAACCGGGGAUGCAGACAAAGUGGCCGACACCAGGCCCAGGGUGGCGGAAUGGCGCUACGGGCCCGCCCAGCUCUGGUACGACAUGCUGGGUAUCCCUGAGGACGGCAGCGGCUUUGACUACGGUUUCAAGCUGAAAGAUUUCGUGGCGACGGGGAAGGAGCGCUCCGAGGCCGAGAAGGACGAGCUGCUGGCGGACGAGCACUUCCUCAUGGUGACCCAGCUGCAGUGGGAGGACGACGUGAUCUGGAACGGGGAGGACAUCAAGCACAAGGGGACCAAAACGCAGCGCGCCAGUCUGGCGGGCUGGCUGCCCUCCAGCAUGACCCGGAACGCCACUGCCUACAACGCCCAGCAGGGGCUGAGCCGCUUGCCUGUCCCCCUGGUGCAGAAGCCCAGCCUGGCCGGAGUCUUGGGCAGCGCCAAGGGCAAGGAGAAGCAGCUUCCGGAGCAGCAGGCAGCCCUGGACGAAGACAAGCCGUGGUUCUCCAUUUUCCCCAUUGACAACGAAGAGCUGGUCUAUGGUCGUUGGGAGGACCUCAUCAUCUGGGAUGACGAGGCGAUGGAGGCCGUCCUGGCUCCGCCUGUUCUGACCCUGGACCCGAACGAUGAGAAUAUAAUCCUGGAAAUUCCUGAUGAGAAGGAAGAGAUGACCUUGAAUUCUCCUUCCAAGGAGAAUAAGAAAGAGUCUUCUCUAAAAAAGAGCCGGAUCCUCUUGGGCAAAACAGGAGUCAUUAAGGAAGAGCCACAGCAGAAUAUGUCUCAGCCAGAGGUGAAGGACCCAUGGAACCUCUCCAACGACGAGUUUUACUACCCCAAGCAGCAGGGCCUUCGCGGAACUUUUGGCGGCAACAUCAUUCAGCACUCGAUUCCCGCGGUGGAGCUUCGGCAGCCCUUCUUCCCCACCCACAUGAGUCUCAUGAAGCUGCGCCAGUUCCACCGGCCUCCCCUGAAGAAGUACUCCUUUGGGGCCUUGUCCCAGCCCGGCCCCCAUCCGGUACAGCCCCUGCUGAAGCAGAUCAAGAAGAAAGCCAAGAUGAGAGAGCAGGAGCGCCAGGCCUCCGGCGGCGGGGAGAUGUUCUUCAUGCGCACUCCGCAGGACCUCACCGGCAAGGACGGAGACCUCAUCCUGGCGGAGUACAGCGAGGAGAACGCCCCCUUAAUGAUGCAGGUUGGGAUGGCGAGCAAGAUCAAGAACUACUACAAGCGGAAACCGGGCAAGGAUCCAGGGGCCCCCGACUGUAAAUACGGAGAGACUGUGUACUGCCACACUUCCCCCUUCCUGGGCUCUCUUCACCCGGGCCAGCUGCUUCAGGCAUUUGAAAACAAUCUGUUCCGAGCUCCAAUCUAUCUUCACAAGAUGCCUGAAACAGACUUCUUAAUAAUCCGGACGCGGCAAGGUUACUAUAUUCGGGAGCUGGUGGACAUCUUUGUUGUCGGACAGGAGUGUCCUCUCUUUGAAGUGCCUGGUCCCAACUCCAAACGGGCAAAUACUCACAUCCGAGACUUCCUGCAGGUCUUCAUAUAUCGCCUGUUCUGGAAGAGCAGAGAUCGACCGCGUAGGAUUCGCAUGGAGGAUAUUAAGAAGGCGUUUCCAUCCCACUCCGAGAGCAGCAUCCGCAAACGGCUGAAGCUCUGUGCGGACUUCAAGCGCACAGGGAUGGACUCCAACUGGUGGGUGCUGAAGCCUGACUUCCGGCUGCCGUCCGAAGAGGAAAUCAGAGCGAUGGUGUCUCCGGAGCAGUGCUGCGCCUACUACAGCAUGAUCUCUGCCGAGCUGCGCUUGAAGGAUGCAGGCUAUGGGGAAAAAUCCUUCUUUGCCCCAGAAGAAGAGAACGAGGAGGACUUCCAGAUGAAGAUAGACGAUGAGGUGCGCACAGCCCCCUGGAAUACCACCCGGGCGUUCAUCGCUGCCAUGAAGGGAAAGUGUCUCCUUGAAGUGACCGGAGUGGCAGACCCUACUGGGUGUGGGGAAGGGUUCUCCUACGUGAAAAUCCCCAACAAGCCCACGCAGCAGAAGCAGGAUGACAAGGAGCCGCAGCCUGUGAAGAAGACCGUGACGGGGACGGAUGCGGAUCUCCGGCGCCUGUCUCUCAAGAACGCCAAGCAGCUCCUCCGCAAGUUUGGCGUCCCAGAAGAGGAGAUCAAGAAGCUCUCCCGCUGGGAGGUGAUUGAUGUUGUGCGCACCAUGUCCACGGAGCAGGCCCGUUCUGGGGAGGGGCCCAUGAGCAAGUUUGCGCGGGGCUCUCGCUUCUCCGUUGCAGAACACCAGGAGAGGUACAAAGAAGAGUGCCAGCGCAUCUUCGACCUGCAGAACAAGGUCCUGGAAUCCACGGAGAUCUUGUCCACCGACACGGACAGCAGCUCAGCAGAGGACAGCGACUUCGAGGAGAUGGGGAAGAACAUCGAGAACAUGCUGCAGAACAAGAAGACCAGCUCCCAGCUGUCCCGGGAGAGGGAGGAGCAGGAGCGGAAGGAGCUGCAGAGGAUGCUCAUGGGGGAGGACCCCGGCAAUGACAAGGAGAGGGGCAAGAAGGACCGGCGGGACAAGAAGGGGCUCUCUUCCACCCCUGGCAACUUGGGGGGCUCUCACAAAGACGACGACACGGCCUCAGUGACCAGCCUCAAUUCCUCUGCCACCGGUCGGCGCUUGAAAAUAUACCGCACCUUUUGUGAUGAAGACGGGAAGGAGUAUGUGAGAUGCGAGACCGUCCGCAAGCCCUCGGUCAUCGAUGCCUACAGCAGGAUCCGGACCACCAAGGACGAUGAGUUCAUCCGGAAGUUUGCCAUCUAUGAUGAACAGCGUCGGGAGGAGAUGCGGAAGGAGAGGCGCCGGAUCCAGGAGCAGCUGAGGCGGCUGAAGCGAAACCAAGAGAAGGAAAAACUGAAGGGUCCGCCUGAGAAGAAACCCAAGAAGAUGAAGGAGCGGACAGACUUGAAGUUGAAGUGUGGCGCUUGCGGCGCCAUCGGGCAUAUGAGGACCAACAAGUUCUGCCCACUCUACUACCAAACCAAUGCUCCACCGUCAAACCCCGUGGCCAUGACAGAGGAGCAGGAAGAAGAGCUGGAGAAGACAGUCAUCCCCAACGAUAACGAGGAGCUCAUCAAAGUGGAAGGCACCAAGAUUGUCCUGGGGAAGCAGCUCAUUGAGAGUGCGGAUGAGGUUCGCAGGAAGUCCCUAGUCCUGAAGUUCCCGAAGCAGCAGCUCCCGCCAAAGAAGAAGCGACGCAUCGGAACCACGGUUCAUUGUGACUACUUAAAUCGGCCUCACAAAUCCAUUCACCGCCGACGCACAGACCCCAUGGUGACGCUGUCCUCUGUCUUGGAAGGCAUCAUCAACGACAUGAGAGACCUGCCCAACACAUAUCCCUUCCACCAGCCGGUUAAUGGGAAGGUUGUCAAAGACUAUUACAAGAUCAUCACAAAGCCGAUGGAUCUGCAAACCCUGCGUGAGAAUGUCCGCAGACGCCUCUACCCCUCCCGGGAGGAGUUUCGAGAACAACUGGAGCUGAUUGUGAAGAACAGCGCUACGUACAACGGGCCAAAGCACUCCUUGACCCAGAUCUCUCAGUCAAUGCUGGAUCUCUGUGAUCAAAAACUAAAAGAGAAGGAAGAUAAACUGGCUCGUUUGGAGAAGGCAAUUAACCCACUUCUGGAUGACGACGACCAAGUAGCCUUCUCCUUUAUUCUGGACAAUAUUGUCACCCAGAAGAUGAUGGCUGUUCCCGACUCUUGGCCCUUUCACCAUCCGGUUAAUAAGAAAUUUGUGCCCGAUUAUUACAAAGUAAUUGUCAGCCCGAUGGACCUGGAGACAAUUCGCAAGAACAUCUCCAAGCACAAAUACCAGAACCGAGACAUCUUCCUGGAUGACGUGAACCUGAUCCUUGCCAACAGCAUCACAUACAAUGGGCCCGACAGCCAGUACACAAAGACCGCUCAGGAGAUCGUGAACAUCUGUUACCAGACGCUAGCAGAGUACGACGAGCACCUGACCCAGCUUGAGAGGGACAUUUCCACGGCAAAGGAGGCGGCCCUGGAGGAGGCAGACCUGGAGAGCCUCGACCCAAUGACCCCUGGGCCCUACACACCCCAGCCUCCAGAUCUGUACGAUGCCAGCACGUCUCUCAGCAUGUCCCGCGAUGCCUCCGUCUAUCAGGAUGAGAGCAACCUGUCUGCUAUGGACACGCCCACGACCACACCUGAGAAGCAGGGGAUGCAGAUGCGGCAGGGCCGAGGUAGGCUGGGCGAGGAAGACUCUGACGUAGAUAUUGAAGGGUUUGAUGAGGAUGAGGAUGGGAAACCUAAGACUCCAGCCCCAGAAGUGGAUGAUGGAGACGGAGACCUGGCUGACGAGGAGGACGGCUCGGCCCAGCAACCGCAGGCCAGUGUGCUUUACGAGGAUUUGCUCAUGUCUGACGGAGAGGACGAUGAUGGCAGUGAGGAGGAGGGCGACAACCCUUUUUCGUCAGCUAUUCAGCUGAGCGAAAGUGGGAGUGACUCAGACAUCGAGUCCGGUGCAGUGAGGCCCAAGCACCCUCACGUCCUCCAGGAGAAUACGCGGAUGGGCAUGGAUUACGAGGAGAGCAUGAUGUCCUAUGAGGGAGCAGGAGGGGAGGCGUCACGCGCCAUGGAGGACAGCAACGCCAGUUAUGGCAGCUAUGAGGAACCUGAUCCAAAGUCCAACACCCGAGAUACAAGUUUCAGCAGCAUUGGAGGCUAUGAGAUCUCUGAAGAGGAGGAGGAGGAGGAGGAAGAGGAGGAGGAGGAGGAGGAAGAGGAGGAACAGCGGUGUGGCCCUAGUGUGUUACGUCAGGUUCAUCUGUCGGAGGAUGAAGAAGAUAGUGAGGAUUUCCAUUCCAUUGCUGGAGAGAGUGAUUUAGAUUCGGAUGAAUAAAGCGCUCCUGUGGCCAGGACUUGAUGUACCAUUUUCUGUUGUUCUCCACUAAAAUGUGGAAUGGGACAGUCUGCACUGCCAGUCUCAGAGAGGCAUGUGUUCUUGUGCCAUUUUUAAAAAGCAAUAUUAUGUGCUAAUGUGUGUAUGUGUAAACAUUUAUAUAGUUACUGUGAACUGUUGGGUUUUUUAAAUACAAAACAUCCUGCUAAAGGGUCCGUUUUCCCUAGUAAAAGCCAGCUGCUGUAUGUUUGUGAUGCAGAGUGCAUUAACUCAUUCCUCGUGUAGCUGAACAUGUUGCAAACUCGACAGAGUUUAAACGGCCCGUUUGCACUUGAGUCUUCCAUCACCCAUUCCUGUCCAUAGAGUCACUUUGCUUGUGAGAAUGUUUCUAGGCUGUAUUUGCAGCUCAGGAACAGGUCUGUUGAAUCACUUGCCCAAGCUGUGAAUAAACCGUUUCUGUAAAA